Messenger RNA from Talpa occidentalis (Iberian mole), 1167 nucleotides. It is a transcript of the gene NR0B2, whose product is annotated as nuclear receptor subfamily 0 group B member 2. The record is from RefSeq and is a predicted model, not a curated record. Gene Ontology annotation, molecular function: transcription factor binding; transcription corepressor activity. Gene Ontology annotation, cellular component: nucleus; cytoplasm. Lineage: Eukaryota; Metazoa; Chordata; Mammalia; Eulipotyphla; Talpidae. Gene Ontology annotation, biological process: negative regulation of transcription by RNA polymerase II; circadian rhythm. The transcript is spliced from 2 exons. Bases 43 to 852 code for a protein of 269 amino acids.
GGGCCAGAGAGCAAGAGCAAGGAGGAAGGAGCAGAUCCUGUCAUGAGCUCCAGCCAGCCAGCAGCCUGCCCAUGCCGGGGUGCUUCAGGUCGCCCAGCCAUUCUAUAUGCACUUCUGAGGCCCAGCCUUGGGGCCAGGCCUCCUGGGCCCCCAGCCCGAAGCCACUGCCUAUGCAAGCAGCACCGGCCGGUCCAGCUGUGCGCUCCCCAUCGCACCUGCCGGGAGGCCUUGGAUGUUCUGACCAAGAUGGUGGUCUUCCUCAGGAACCUGCCGUCCUUCUGCCAGUUGCCCCCCCAGGAUCAACGGCGGCUACUGCAGGGCUGCUGGGGCCCCCUCUUCUUGCUUGGGUUGGCACAAGACACUGUGACCUUCGAGGUGGCCGAGGCCCCAGUUCCCAGCAUACUCAAAAAGAUCCUGCUGCAGGAGCCCAACGGCAGUGCAGACAGAGGCCAGACGCAAGACCAGCCCCAGCCCUCACUGGCUGCGGUGCAGUGGCUUCAGUGCUGCCUGGAGUCCUUCUGGAGCCUGGAACUGAGCCCCAAGGAAUACGCCUACCUAAAAGAAACCAUCCUCUUCAACCCUGAUGAGCCAGGCCUUCACGCUUCCUCCCACAUCAGGCACCUGCAGCAGGAGGCUCACCAGGUGCUGUGUGAGGUCCUGGAGCCCUGGUGGCCAGCAGGCCAAAGCCGCUUGGCGCAUGUCCUCCUCAUGACCUCUACCCUCAAGUCCAUUCAGCCCAGCCUGCUGGUGGAUCUCUUCUUUCGCCCUAUCAUUGGAGACAUUGACAUCGGCAAUCUCCUCGAGGACAUGCUUUGGCUUGGACACAUGCACCCAAGCAGAGACCAGGCAUAGGCUGGACAGACCUGGACAGCGCUGAUCCAGCCUGGCUGUCCCCCCGAGAUGCCCCUACCCUCCCAGAGGUGGCCGGUCUGUUCAGACAGUACACAGCUGCCCAGGAGCAAGCGGGGCUCAGGGGCGCGAACUCAACCACACCUCAUCUUGGCCAAGCUGUCUGGCUGACUCUGGGGCCUCCAGAGCCUCUAGACCAAGACUCCUGCCCCUCCUGGGACAGGGAUGGAUGGAGUAACUGUUCAUGGGGCCAGGAAUCCUACUGACUUUGUACAGACUGACUUAAGUUAUUGGUUUUUGUAAUAAAAGGUGCAACAC